Molecule: messenger RNA, 760 nt
Organism: Glycine soja
Lineage: Eukaryota; Viridiplantae; Streptophyta; Magnoliopsida; Fabales; Fabaceae
Exons: 2
Coding region: 148-525 (125 amino acids)
Biological process (GO): systemic acquired resistance
Molecular function (GO): fatty acid binding
Source: RefSeq, a predicted model, not a curated record
GCUAAUCUCACACCCCUUUUUCCCUUUAAGAAUUGUAUAUGAAGAAGGUGAUGUUAGUCCAUGGAAUUCAGAAUGCUAAAACAAAUUAAUUGUACUGAUCAUAUAUAGAAGUGAAGUGAGUGAUCAGUGUCAGCAGAUUUUGAAAGAAUGAUGAUGAGGGACAUGAAGGGUAGAGUACUUUUCCUUGUGGCAUUGCUGAUGUUUCUGUUGGCAUCAGAGGUGUUGAUUUUGGAGGCUGAGGGUGCUGGAGGAGAAUGUGGAAAGACCCCUAUAGGGUCUGCAGCUGCUAGCCUAAGCCCAUGCUUGGGUGCAGUUAGCAAUGUGAAGGCAAAGGUUCCAUUGGCUUGUUGUGCAAGAGUUGGUGCUUUGCUCAAGACUGCUCCAAGGUGCCUCUGUGCUGUUCUCUUGUCACCUCUGGCCAAGCAAGCUAAGAUCAACCCUGCCACAGCCAUCACCAUUCCAAAGAGAUGCAAUAUCAGGAACCGACCUGCUGGGAAGAAAUGUGGAAGAUACACUCUACCUUGAAAUCAAAACAAUGGAAUAAUAAUAUGCAGUAUUAAGCAGAUUAGAGAGCUAAAUAAGUGCACGCAGUCAUAUGGCAUCUUCUACCGGGAGAGUGACCUGUUUCGAUUGUGGCAUUGUGGUUUGCUGUGUAUUGUUAUUUGUUAAAGUCACAUAACUUAUGUCUUGUUUGUCAUGAUAAUAUUAUAGAUUAUGUCAUCUGCCCCACUUAAUACCAUUUCUUCCCCUUUUAUUGUGA